AUGAACGGAGAUCAUUCUCUUAUCGUAUCUUCGAAGCAGCAAAAGUCAUUACAUCUUGACGCCUUUGCAGCUAGACUUGCAAAGGACAAUCUCGCCAAGAUUUCGGCGAAUGGGUGCGUUGAUACUAGUCGCGAAAACGGUGCAGUGAAAAUGUUGGAGGCGAAAAUAGAAACUCGAAUGUGUAUCGAGUGUGGCAGUGGCUUCCUGGGUGGUGGUGCUGCUGAAGUGUGCGACACAUGUUCGGGUGUAGGUGGAGCCAUGCAAAUGGGAGUUGGACUUGUAUGUCCGCUAUGUUCGGGCCUUGUGCUCAAUCAUAACGCGGCCCGAGUUUGUACGUCAUGCAAGAAGUUCGUUCAUCGUGAGUGCGAUAGAUCUGACGUUAAUAUGUCUGAAUUUGUGUGUGCGUCUUGCCGAAGAUCGCCACUUGUUGGUGAUAUCAUGCUGUCUGCUGCAAUCGGGCCCGCCUCUCCUCUGGGAGCUGAGUCUGAUUCCAUCACGGUCCCGUCAUCAACAUCCGCCUCUGACUUGACGUUGAAUCCGUUCCGUUCAAGUUCACCGGUCACUGCUAGUACUGUUGUACCGGAUUUUAAUGUGGACGUGUACAACAUGUCGGAGGGAAUUUCUUCUCCGGCCACCACAAGUGAUUCUGCGCGAAAUUCCCCAUUCUACCCUGAGAAUUCUCCAUCAGACGUAGAUGAGGAUUUUGUUCCUGGGAGCUCCCGAGGUGGUUAUACAUCUCGAGGUCGCGGUGGCGCGAAGAAGAAACCUGGUCGUGGUAGUUCCUCUAAAACGAGAGGAGCAAAGCCACCGGGUGACUCUUCGAUUUUUCCUCCAUCUACGCGAGGGAAACGUGGUAAACGUGGAUCGAAAGUGAACGGAAUUGGAAAAGCUCCCGGAACAGGACGUGGUCGAGGACGAGGGCGGUAUGAUAUUCAAAUGUGUUUGAAAGUGGAUGAGACAAUGUUGGAAGAAGAUGAAGAACGAAACGCACGUGCUGACGAUGUGGAGUAUGUUCGAACGGCUAUCAUAUGUGACUCACAAGACCAGUACCUACAGCAGUCGAGCAUAUGUCUCAUAUGCGGUGCCAUUGGAAAACCUCACACGCAAGAAAAUUCUAUGGUUGCAUGUUGCAAUUGCGCGCAGACCUUUCACACGUACUGUGUCGGCUUACACGACAAGGCAAGUUUUUUUUUAGCUAGGUGCGCACGAUGUCGUCGUUGUAACAUAAGAGUCACUUCUGGUACGGAUUUAACUCGGGAAGGGCUCUGCACUACGUGUGGAUCUCUAAAGAAGUGUCCGAAGUGUUCUAAACACUACAAUAUUGGUGAGAAGAUCAUCAAAUGUAGUGCGUGUGCACGAUGGUAUCACGGAACAUGUGAGGACCUCUACAACGACGAGAUGUUGGAGUCCGCAUCGGCUAACAAAAUGCGUUGCUCGGCAUGUCGACCGAACAGUAGGACAACAUCUGCUCUGAUGGGAAUAAGUGACCAUUCAAGCCUGCUGAUAUGUGAUAAUGUUGCUUUGAACAAAUCCGCUGAGGAGGUGCUACAGUCGCGUUUUAUGCCGAGCCUUUUUCGACCAAAUCCAAUCGAUUCGUUUGGCUACCGAUCAGAGAGUUUUGAUCAUUACGGCAUGGAAGAUGACUACCUACAGGACGAGUUAGAAAUGCUUUCGACCAGCACUCGUGGUCGUGGCAUGGGCCGAGGUGGAGGACCUGGACGGCGGGUUCCGAAACUAGGAGUUGGCGGGUUUUUCGUCAAGAUCCCACGUCAUCGAUUAUUAACCAUGGAAGACGAUCUACCUGAUGAAGAUGGUAAUAAAAAACAAAAAAGACCACGAAAACCUCGCCGAAGCCAGCUUGAAGACGCGUAUCCUCCAGCGAUUCAGGAGGGAUUCUUCGGAAUGCGACCUGUUGAAGGUAAAGCACUAAUUGAUGCCGUAGUAGAAGAGCCAUCAUUGGCUGAAUAUGGUAAAGGAAGAACCGCAACCGCUACUGAAGCUGUAGGACGGGGGCACGAACUCUCUCAUGAAGCCACUGAGCAACUGAAGAAUGAUUUGACAGAGGUCGACAUUCUCGAGAAUCUGGACAUUGGGGAAGUCGAUCUUGAUAAUAUGGAUAUGGAUUUCACCAAUUGGAUGGAAGAUGAUGAAGAUGACGACUUCGAUGACAGCUUGAAUGAUGCGUUCGACAUUGUGAAAGCUGACGGCUUUGAACCGACGACUAGUAGUGAUGUUGCCUCCACUCCUACACCAUCUGUACCAACCGGUCCUACAACCUUUCCAAACGACGUGGCUAAUCUUACUAUACCACCGGCUACACCAGCGUAUUUGUUGCCGAACAACGUCAAAUCGCUGUCGCGGAGCAGUAGUCAGAUGGAUGGAGUGGAAAAGAAUAACCCGACUACAGAAAGGUGGGAGGAAGAUGAGCCUCUUGGUAGUCAAGCAACAAAAGCUGCUGUCCUAUAUGCUAACGAGAAGCACGCCUACCUUAAAGAGAAGUAUCCAGACUGGAAUGAUCGCGUGAAGCACAUUCAACGUUUGUGGCGAGUAUUGGACACAGAAAAUCGUCAAGACUUCGUGAGUCGUGCGAGAGAGAAUCGCGCGAAUCGAGGGAAACAACCCAGAGUGAAACGCGUUGUGUAUAAGCAUGCUGCUGCUGCCGUGGACGAGCGAUUCAAAGUUCCUAGUGUACCUGGAGGUUCGCAAAUGCGUCCCGAUUUCUACAAUCCUGAAAUGGGAGGUCAAAUACCACAAGAAGUCCCUGUACAGCAAAUCCGAUCGACGGCCCAUCUGACUCAGCCUGUACUUGAACAGUACGAAUUGAUGCGGACAAGAACGCUCGAUUUGCAAAAGCAUCAGCAGGUUAUCGAGUCGGAUCUGAAUAGGAUGCGAAAGCAGAAGAAAAAUCUUGCUGCGAAAAGGCGACAGAUGAUGAAAAGUGCUGGAACGGAUGCAGAUGGAAAGCAAAUACCUGUGGAUUUAAACGAACAAGAUCGAAUGGCACUGCAAAUUCUUUUGGAGCAAAUUCCUUCUCGACAAAAAGAUUUGGAAUCCUGUAAACGCGAUCUGAAGACGCAUUUGGCUACUGUCUACGAAUUCGAACACAAGUGGAACAUUGUGCGCAAUGUUGAACCUGGAGAUGCGAUGAGAAUGGCUAUGGCUCAGCGUGCUGCUGCCGGAAAUGCUCCCCAACCUGUAGCGGCAGGAAGCGCACCACUGCCUGGGACGCCGCUUUCCUCGCCAACACCGAUACCUGGGGCUUCAACGCAGUUUCAUCCGCAAAUGGCUGGUUCAUCGCCUCAGUUCCAACAAAUGCGAGUACCUCAGCAGGUUCCAUACGGUGCUGUAUGUGGUCCACCCCCACAGGACAUGAUGCAGCGUCCUCCGAUGCAAGUUCCUAGACCACAUAUGUGGACUCGCGUACCAGCACCUGUUCUUGGUGGCAUCCUUUAUGAGCGGUUGCAGACUCCAUUCGAAAAAGAAGUCUAUGAAUGUUUGGAUGACGUUAUCAGUCGAGUGUCUAUGCAUUUCGACGGACGCGACCCAGCUCGAGAAGGUUCUGGCAUGCUGAAGAGAUUGCUUGAGCCUGCGAUGGGGCAACAAAUGCCUUCUAUGGGUGGUGGUCCUCAGGGUGCACCAAGUCACUUAAUGGACCAACUGGAACCUCCAAGGCCGAAGAAGAAGCGAGCGCAGCAGAAGAAGUUUGAGUCGGUCGGAAUGGGAAAUGAGUACGAUUUGAUGGUGGAGCGUGUGAACACUCAGCUGCGACUUUGCGAGCAAUUGCCAAAGCGAGCCAUGGAACCCGCGCCACGAAAUCCUGGUGCUGUUUUUGCCACAAUGGGUAUCAGCGAUUUGCCUGACAGAAGGGAUAAACGAGCGCUGGUGGGAAAAGAAUUUGGCAAUCUAUCUUUGUCAUUUGUUGAUGACUACUACACCGGUAAAGGUCGUGACACGGAAUGCCUAGAAAUGCUAAGCCUUUCGAUGUCCGAUCUCGCCCCACAAGCUAACCUUCCAGCUCUCACAAAUUUACCACCACCACCAAUUUACGAGAUGGUAGUGGACUCUGAAGAUGCAGCAUUUGGUUCAUUUGACCAAUGGACGGUGUUUGCUAAUUCUCUUGAUCGCCAGUCGUGUGCGAGUCAUAUGCGCGUUGCAAGCAAAAUCCCGGAGUUUACAAUUCCACUCGAACCACGCAGGAAGGUCUUCAGCAUGAAACCAGAGACUGUUGAAGAGGUAGAAGUGUCGCUGGUUGUGAAAGAGGAAACAUCGCUCCCACCAGGCACAGGUGUAGCUGCAUUAUUCGAACAGCUGAGAUCAAUUCUCGGUGUUGAACAACCGAUUGAGUAUCAGUUGGAUACACCACCUCUCUCACCAGAGCCGUCCACAAAAUCCGAAUGUGUAGACAACGUCAAGCGCGAACCUCCGGAUGCUACACAAAAUUCUACCACUGGUGGAAGAUGCCGCGCCUGUGAUCGUAGCAUGGAAGCUGUGCUUAUACAACAAACAAUGAGCCAGCUAGGGUUGACACCGAGCGAUGACGAGGUGGCGUUGUCACCCGACCAGCUUACAGCUGCCGAGUCCCACGUUGAUGAAGAAACGCUCGCAAAGCUGCGGCAAAUAAGUGCUGAAAGUUUGGUCAAGUGCAGUACACAGGCAAAGGUGCUUACGGCAUUUCUGUUAUUUGUUAUCUGCUAUUAUGCUGCUCUACACCCGAAUAUCAUUUUAGAUGCGCGAUUGGAUCUCCGCCUGCUGGUGUCCGGCGCGGUGCCUCCCGAUGCGUUCUUGACAUCUCCUCGUGAUACCCGAUAUGUCAUGGAUGAGGGUCGACGAGACAACGUCCAGCUGACCCCGAGCAACAAUCCAAUGAUGCAACUCAACCGGAAAGAUACUACUAGAUCUCCGGGAGAUGAUUGGAAGGCGUAUAGUCGCGAGCUGCUGCACUCUUUCUUCAAAAUUCAGCAAACCAAACAGGAGCUGGCUCUGUCGCCAAAGAUGGGUGUUGGUUUGGGAACAUCUUUCGAACUCGAUCGACGUGUAUGCGUACUCUGUGGUGGCAUUGGUGAUGGUGAUCCAGCGCUUUGCGGGCGACUACUCAAUCUGAGCGCUAACCUUUGGGUACAUGUAGUGUUUUUGAAACGACAUUGGGAGCGUUACUUCAUGCUGGCAUUCGAGCAAUGGUUCGUGCCGCUGGUUAUUAUUUGUCAUCUGUGCGGGAGAGUUGGCGCUAGCGUACAGUGCCAUAAAGUGGAUUGCAACGUUAACUUCCAUCUUCCAUGUGCUGCGAAAAUUCAGACAGCGAAAUUCGUCAAGGACAAGACCUUCUUCUGCACGAAACAUCCAGAAAUCAGUCCUGAUGUCAUGGUUACUUCAUUGGAGGCGCUCCGACGAAUAUAUAUUGAAAGGGAUGAGAACGCCUUCUUGUCACGACUCUUCGAUUAUUCUGACUCAUGCGCGCGGCUCUGUCUACGAAUUGGUGCCUUAUGUUUCUUCCAAGUUGGACAGCUUCUCCCAGAACAGCUGAAGACAUUCCACAACGCCACGCACAUAUUCCCAAAUGGAUACCAUGUGUCUCGAUGGUUUUGGUCGCCCACUGAUGCGAGAAAGCGAGAGAUCUACAAUUGUCACAUCAAAGAUGUUGAUCAUCGUCCAAAAUUUGUCGUUUCUCACGAGGGUCACACGUACGAAGGAGAUUCUGCUACUGAAGCUUGGUCACAAGUGAUUAACGCAGUCGAGCGGUUACGGUCGCAAACCGAUGCUUUACGAUUUUUGGCGAAGGGAAUCACAGGAGAAACAUUGUUCGGUUUGAACGAGUCGGUGAUCAGCAAAAUCACGGAAUCGUUGCCUGGUGUUGACGGAUUAUUCACGUAUACGUUCCGCCAUCCAAACAGUCCACUUCUGGAUUUACCACUUGCUGUGAAUCCUUCGGGUUGCGCUCGCUGUGAGCCAAGAUUUCGCACUCUCAUCAAGCAUAAACAACGUGCACUUGCCAGUGCGCCUUCAACAAGUCGCUCUACGCAAGACGCCUGUUCAAGCAGUAGUGGGAGGACACGAGGGCGCAUCGCGACUUCGUUUACUGAUGAGCUAGCAGCCGCUCAAAUGCGGGCCAUGUUGCAAGCUUCCGGUAUUGGAUCUGAGUGGGCCUUAGCGUUAGGUGGUCGGGAACCGUUCACCAGCAACUCUCAAAGCUACACUCUUUAUCAAAAAAUGCGAAAGGAUUGGCGUCAAACCGUGUAUUUGGCUCGGUCGAAAAUUCAAGGGCUUGGACUUUACGCGAAGCGCGACAUUCAUAUGGGCGAUAUGAUCAUCGAGUAUAAGGGAGAAGUGAUAAGGAGUGAAGUGGGAGAGAUGCGUGAAAAGCGAUACGUAGCGCAAAAUCGUGGCGUGUACAUGUUUCGUAUCGAUGAGGACUUGCUUGUCGAUGCGACAAUGGCCGGUGGUCCAGCACGGUAUAUCAAUCACUCUUGCGAUCCCAAUUGUUCGACCCGAAUACUUGCUGCAGGGCCGUACCCAGAGGACAAGAAGAUUAUUAUUACUGCAAAUCGCCCGAUAAAGGCGCUGGAAGAGCUAACAUACGAUUACCAAUUCGAGUUGGAAGAUACUACAGACAAGAUUCCCUGUUUAUGUGGAGCGCCAAAUUGUGUGAAAUGGAUGAAUUAG
Molecule: messenger RNA, 6657 nt
Organism: Ostertagia ostertagi
Lineage: Eukaryota; Metazoa; Nematoda; Chromadorea; Rhabditida; Trichostrongylidae
Source: the annotation of a GenBank genome assembly